AUGCUUCGACCAGAGGAGAGUAUAAUUAAAAGCGAGACUGGUGUAUACAAUUCAGUAGUAUCUGGUGCCGUUUGCGGUUUAGCGUCAAGUCACGAGGAGGGGAAUAUGCUAGUCCCGAUUAGUCCAAGCCCUAAGCGAGGGCUUUUUCCCACACACGGCGCGUUUGCCCUGUUCGGGUGUCUAUCAUUGGCGUUCUCCUCUCUUCUUCUUUCUCAUCCCCAACUCUCUUCAAGACACCCAGUCCGGUCAACACCACCCGUCGACAAAAUGUCUACCGCCGAGCUCGCCUGCUCUUACGCCGCCCUCAUCCUGGCCGAUGACGGUAUUGAGGUCUCCGCCGACAAGAUCCAGACCCUCAUUGGUGCCGCCAAGGUUCCCGAGGUUGAGCCCAUCUGGGCCUCCAUCUUCGCCAAGGCUCUCGAGGGCAAGGACAUCAAGGAGCUCCUGACCAACGUCGGCUCCGCUGGCCCCGCCUCCGCUGCCCCCGCCGCUGCCGGUGGUGCUGCCGCCCCCGCUGAGGAGAAGAAGGAGGAGAAGGAAGAGGAGAAGGAGGAGUCCGAUGAGGACAUGGGCUUCGGUCUCUUUGACUAAGCGUAUCAUAUCCGUAUCGAAUUUGAACUCGUUUCCUUUUUUCUCUAUCCCACGCCUCUUUUCCCGCUGCCGCUUGCCGGCUCCCUCGACGAUUCUCUCUUGUACUCGAUACUCCACGACCCCCGCUACGAAGACCUAGAACCCGGGGAAGAAAAAAAGAAAAUUAGCAAAAGAAUUCAAACGGACAAGGACAUUCAAUGGAGACUGGGUGCUCGGUGUGCCUCUGUGUCAUAAUAAUGUGACCGAGGUAGACUCGAUCGGAUACCGCUGCGACUCCGAAACUAUUGUUGCUUCCAGGAUUAUAGGGGAAUUGAAGAAAGACGUUUGGCACACUUUCGGAUUUGUCCAUGACCAUCUCGUACGGUUUGGUCUGGGUAGAUGUAUGCGUUUUCUCGUCCUCCACGG
This is a messenger RNA of Penicillium antarcticum, 996 nucleotides long. It is a transcript of the gene rpp1, whose product is annotated as ribosomal P1 domain-containing protein. The transcript is spliced from 5 exons. NCBI's taxonomy places the organism in Eukaryota, Fungi, Ascomycota, Eurotiomycetes, Eurotiales, Aspergillaceae. The coding region runs from base 1 to 591 and encodes 196 amino acids. Gene Ontology annotation, cellular component: ribosome; cytosolic large ribosomal subunit. The record is from RefSeq and is a predicted model, not a curated record. Gene Ontology annotation, molecular function: ribonucleoprotein complex binding; structural constituent of ribosome; protein kinase activator activity. Gene Ontology annotation, biological process: translational elongation; cytoplasmic translation.